Molecule: messenger RNA, 1364 nt
Organism: Lampris incognitus (smalleye Pacific opah)
Lineage: Eukaryota; Metazoa; Chordata; Actinopteri; Lampriformes; Lampridae
Gene: polr3glb
Product: RNA polymerase III subunit GL b
Exons: 8
Coding region: 277-933 (218 amino acids)
Biological process (GO): transcription by RNA polymerase III
Cellular component (GO): RNA polymerase III complex
Source: RefSeq, a predicted model, not a curated record
GGACCCGGAUGUGGCGGGCUGGGCUUCCGAAUCAUGCGCUUUCCGCUGCCGAAUUGAAAAUAAUGACGACAACAACAACAACAACAACAAUAAAAUACUGGCAACGAUAAAAGAAGAAAAAACAAUAAUUUAAAACAAAAAUUGUCAAGAUGAACGCUAGAAAGUAUGCCGAACAGCUGAAGGUUUAAUCGACCACAACGGGUUUGUUUGUCCCUCCGGAGGACGUCUGACGUAGGACGAAAACAACUUGUGCAGAUCUCCUCGGGGUGGAGCAGGAUGGCUGGCCGUGGUCGGGGCAGGAGGCUCAUGAGCUUCAGCGUGGAGGCAGUGGGUAUCGGGAGAGGAGAGAAUUUACCUCCCUCUAUCCUCCAACCAACUCCCCUGUUCCCACCAAUGGAACACAAGCCAGUUGCCCUAACAACAGGAGAGGAGGCAGAGUACAUGCUGGCAUUGAAACAGGAGCUGAGAGGAGCCAUGAGGACCCUUCCUUUUUAUAUCCAGCCUGCUUCUUCAAAGAAAGAUGUGGAGAGGUACUCUGACAAGUAUCACAGUAGUGAACCAGCUGACAACUUGAUAGACUGGAAACCAGACUGGAGGCGACUUCCUAAAGAGCUGCGUAUUCGAGUGCGGAGGCCUCAAAAACAAAACACCCCCAUCGCUAUGGAGUCAUCAGUUCGAUCCAAGUCCAGCGAGAAGAACAGCAUAGUGAAAGAGGAGGUGAUUCUGAAGCUUGAGACGCUGGAAAAGAAAGAGGAGGCGAUGAGCUCCGAGGAGGAGGAGGAGAAGAAACAGGAGGAAGAGGAAGGAGAGGGGGAGGAGGAGUAUGAUGAGGAAGAGUAUGAGGAGGAGACCGACUACAUCAUGUCUUAUUUUGACAAUGGAGAGGACUUUGGUGGGGAAAGUGACGACAACAUGGACGAAGCCAUUUACUGAGGGACGACGACUGAGACCAGAAGACACAAACCCGGUUGUGUUUGCGAUGUGUUUUUAUUGUUUUAUCCGCGUUCCUGACCACAGAGGCGCGGUGUAGGACAGUGUUUUUAACGUCACUUUUCUAUUGGCCCAUGAGGGGCUCAGGCUGGAGAAAGGGUUGAUAUUUGAAUGUGUGUCUCCAGUGAAAAGACAGUCCUGUGAGGAGAAGAGGACAAACCCAAAACGUCCAUGAGAAGCGAUGACCUGGACCUGAUCUCGUGAUUUCUAAGUCUUACCGGGACACCAGCAGGUUACUUUCCGUUUCUGUUUUUAACUCUGUAUUUUCAUGUUUUUAAGCCAUUGUGUCUGUGUUCCUUAAUGUUUUUCCUAAAAAAAAACAACAACAAAAGAGUCUUUUGUACGUGUCACACAUUGGUUUGUGGGUUAAUAAA